AUGGCGCUGUCGCAAGUGUUUUCUGCCUCCCUUGCUCCCACCACCCGUUUCCCAUUUCCAGCGGCGGAUCCACUCGGCCUCGACGGGUGGCGCCGACGACUCCCUUCCCGCCGUCACACGUCGACGCCGACGCCCCCCCAUGUCACCGCCGACCCGCAGGUCCUCGUAUCGACGCCGCCGGCGCCCGAUAGCGGCCUUAACGGCGAAGGGAAGCUCGCAGCCUGGACCAGCAUACGGCAAGAGAGUUGGGAGGGCGAUCUAAUGGUCGAAGGCCAGAUUCCUCCAUGGCUGGUAAGCAUCCCAAGAACCCAUAGCUUCACUCACCAGUCGGUGUUUUUCCGCUGCGCCAGUCUCUCCGCCUCCCUUCCUCCGUAUAUCUAUGUAGAGUUUGGGGUAUUUAUGGACGAUAUUGUAGAAGGGAACGUACCUGAGGAACGGGCCUGGCCUGUGGAACAUCGAGGACCACGAGUUCCGGCACCUGUUCGACGGGUACGCCACCCUCGUCGGCGUCCACUUCGAGGGCGGAAGGCUGAAGGCGGGGCAUCGCCAGAUACAGUCGGAGGCGUACAAGGCGGCCGUGAAGAAUAAGCGACUGUGCUACCGCGAGUUCUCCGAGACCCCGAGGGCCGAGAACCUGCUAGCAUACGUCGGCGAGCUCGCUGGCCUGUUUUCCGGGUCGUCGCUGACGGACAACGCCAACACCGGCGUGGUCAAGCUGGGCGAUGGACGGGUGAUAUGCCUGACGGAGACCAUCAAGGGCACCAUCCAGGUCGACCCCGAAACUCUGGAGACGAUCGGGAUGUUCGAGUACGAGGACGACCUUGGGUGGCUGAUUCAGUCCGCCCACCCGAUCGUGACCGACUCGGAGUAUCUGACGCUGCUGCCGGACCUAGUGCGACCGGGCUACCAGGUCGUCCGCAUGGAACCAGGAAGCAACGUGAGGAGGCUGAUCGGCCGGGUGGAUUGCCGGGGAGGACCGGCGCCUGGAUGGGUCCACUCGUUCCCCGCCACCGAGAACUACGUCGUCGUGCCGGAGAUGCCGCUGAGGUACUGCGCCCAGAACCUCCUCCGCGCCGAGCCCUCCCCCCUCUACAAGUUCGAGUGGCAUCCCGAAUCCGGCGCUUUCCUUCACGUCAUGUGCAAAGCCAGUGGUAACAUCGUGAGUCAUCAUAGACAUGAACCCGCUCUCUCUCUCUCUCUCUCUCUCUCUCUCUCUCUCUCUCUCUCUCGCUAAACGGGAAGAGGCCACUGGUUUGAUCAUAAAAUUUCACUGUGGCCCCUAUUGAUACCAGGUGACGAGCGUGGAGGUCCCGCUGUACGUGACCUUCCACUUCAUCAACGCCUACGAGGAGCAGGACGGGGACGGCCGGGCGGUGGCGAUCGUCGCUGACUGUUGCGAACACAACGCUGACACCGCCAUCCUCGAGAAUCUCAAACUGCAGAAACUCCGAUCCUUCUCCCGUGUGGACUCCCUACCAGACGCAAGGUGAGCAAGAGGAGAGUACCCUCCCUUCCCUCCUGCAGCUCGCUCUCUCUCUCUCUCUCUUGCUAUCUAUCUAUCUAUCUAUCUAACCUCCGCAUGGCAUCGAUUGGCAUUCAAAGGGUCGGGCGCUUCAGGAUACCUUUAGACGGGACUCCCCGGGGAGUGCUGGAGACGGCACUGGACCCAGAGCACCAUGGCCGGGGCAUGGACAUGUGCUCAAUCAACCCCAAAUACAUGGGGAAGAAGUACAGAUACGCAUACGCGUGCGGGGCCAAGCGCCCCUGUAACUUCCCAAACACCCUCACCAAGGUGAGAGAGGAAGACUUCACUCUUUAUAACGUCCAAAUCUUAUUAGCUGACCGUUAUCUCCUUGUUCCUGCAGAUUGAUCUCGUGGAGAAGACGACGAGGACAUGGCACGAGGAAGGCGCAGUGCCGUCUGAGCCCUUGUUCGUGGAGCGACCGGGCGCUGUCCGGGAGGACGACGGUGAGUCUCACAGCCGGCUUCGUCCAUCUGCCGGAAAUUUCAAUCUGACCCAUCCAGGCUACUCGUAACUCGCAGGCGCGGUAAUAUCCGUCAUCAGCGGCAUGGACGGCGGGGGGUAUGUGUUACUGCUGGAUGGCUCCACGUUUAAGGAGAUCGCCAGAGGAAGGCUGCCAUACGGUCUUCCAUAUGGCCUACACGGAUGCUGGGUUCCCAGAAUAUGA
Spirodela intermedia is the source of this 2189-nucleotide messenger RNA. The record is from the annotation of a GenBank genome assembly. NCBI's taxonomy places the organism in Eukaryota, Viridiplantae, Streptophyta, Magnoliopsida, Alismatales, Araceae.